Messenger RNA from Diaporthe citri, 1512 nucleotides. RefSeq lists its product as uncharacterized. The coding region runs from base 1 to 1512 and encodes 503 amino acids. Gene Ontology annotation, molecular function: nucleosome binding; histone binding. The transcript has 3 exons. NCBI's taxonomy places the organism in Eukaryota, Fungi, Ascomycota, Sordariomycetes, Diaporthales, Diaporthaceae. The record is from RefSeq and is a predicted model, not a curated record.
AUGGCCGCUCUCGACAACGAGAGGCUGGGCCUUGUGUUUGCGACCCGCCCCGACAUCAUCGAGGGAAUCAAGCAAGCCGCAGACACCCCAGAACGGAUCGCCCUCUUCAACUCUAUCGCGAGCUUCAUCUCCGAGCAGACCAAAGACACCCCGGGCGAGCCCAGCUCAAAACGGAGACGAGUCGAGGACAACGAUGGCACGGUCGUCGAGAAUGGAAACAUAAGUCAACACGGCAUGUUGCCAUCACCCACACAAACGGCCGCCACCGGAACACAACAGACACCUGUCGUCGGCGCCGGUGCCGACUCCUUGCUGAUUGAUAUGGCGAACGCAGCGGCCAAGGAGGUCAUCUUGCUCGAGGUCAAGGAGGUCAGCGUGUCCAUCCCCCAGAGGAAGAAGUACGACCUGUGCUUCACCAAGAACUACCUGUACACGAAGCAAGUUGGCACAACUACACCGGUUCAAGGCAUGGUGUACGAUUGGAGCCAAAUAGAAUUCGUCCUGUACACACCCAUCCCCGAGAAGCAGCAGCUGCACUUCAACUACACCCUCUUCCCGCGCAACACAGCCCUUUCCUCCACGAAAUCCUUCCCUCCCGCAGACUUCGAGCCGCUCGUCUUCAGCGUGCCGGCCACCUCUCCAAAACCUGGCAUCGUCGGCGGCUACGCCGCACAGACCGCCGCCCAGGUGUCGGACAGCUACAGCUCCCUCAUGCACUGGGCCAUCAGCAGCCAGCUGCAGUCCGUCAACAACACAACAGCCACGAUCGUGUCGACCGACCCUCGCGUGUUUUCCAGUGCGGUGCGGCAACCUCACCGCCCGAAGGAGAAGGCCGUGCACGUUAGGGCACACAGGGGCAGCAAGGAUGGCUUUCUGUUCUUCUUACCAAACGGCAUACUAUGGGGGUUCAAGAAGCCACUGCUGUUCAUCCCGCUUGACAGAAUCAACUCGGUGUCGUACGUGAACGUACUGCAGAGGACGUUCAACAUGGUGGUAGAAGUCGACGUGUCACACGCGCCCCAGCAGGAGCAACCCAAGAGCGCACAGCCAGGCGCACAGUGGGAAGACGACGAGAGGCCACUGACGGAAGAGAUCGAGUUCGCCAUGAUCGACCAGGAGGACUACGGCACCAUCGACGAGACCUACGUGCGGCGGCACGGCCUGAACAACACCUCCAUGGCCGAGGGCAGGAAGGCGAAGCGGCAGCUGCGGGAGAACGCCAAGGGCGACGCUGCCCGGGCCGACGACGCCAACCCGGGCGCGAACGCGAACGGGGAGCAGCUCGGGGAGAACCUCACGCAGCUUGCCCUCGCCGAGCAGCUUCUCGGCGAGGACGGGGAAGAUUCAGAAGACGAAGAAGAUUACGACCCGGGAUCGGAGGGCGAGUCAGAGGGCUCGGGUACCUCGAGUGAAGAGGACGACGACGACGACGAUGAGGAAGAAGAUGAGGAAGCAGAUGGCUACGAUGAAGAGGGCGGCGAAGAGGAAGGAUACGUGGAGGACCACGAAUGA